GAGGUCCAGGAGGCAAGGGGGUGCUGGAGCCCCAGACUCGCGAUGCGCCUUGUCCCAGCGUCAGUUGAGUCCCAUUGCCCGCCGGCGUCUGCUCUUCUUGCACGGACCCUCCGCCCUAGACCAAGGCCCGACUGGCCCCGGCUCUAGGGUAGUUAGUCGUUCAAGGGGCCUUCCUCCGGGUGCUCACCCGAAGCCUCCAUAUCCUGGAAUCCCGCAUCAGACUUCUGUUUCCUGACUCCUCCUGUUCCAAGAAGCUGGCCCCGUCUUCUUCCAGCUCCUUGGAGUAAGGGACUUCCGUGGUCCCUCCUCUCUUAAAUGUGCCUGCCUACACUGUAAGCCAGAGAAACUCUUGUGCCUGUGCAACAGGAGAUAGGUACAAGAAUGUUAAUUACAUCAUUGUAGAUGUCCAUCUGGAAAAUGGGAUUCCUUUCAAGAUUGGGCAGCCUAAGAAACAGAUCGUCCCUAAAACAGCAAUGAAGAUCUCCCAAGAUGCUGGAAUUCUAGUCAAGAAUAGUCUCCUCAAGGCCCCAGUUAAGUAAAGCACUAUCGAAGAAGAAGAAUAAAGUAGGAGGACUCGCACUACCUGACCUCCGAACCUACUAUACAGCUACAGUAGUCAAAACAGCCUGGUACUGGUACAACAACAGAUAACAUUGACCAGUGGAACAGAAUUGAGAAUCCAGAUGUAGAUCUACCUACCUAUGGUCACCUGAUCUUCAACAAGGGCCCAAAGUCCAUCAAAUGGGGAAAAGACAGUCUUUUUAACAAAGGGUCCUGGCAAAAAUGGAUGUUCACCUGCAAAAAAAUGAAACAGGACCCAUACCUCACACCAUAUACAAAAACUAAUUCAAAAUGGAUCAAAGGCUUAAAUAUAAAAAGUAUAAAGAUCAUAUAAGAAAAAAUGGGAUCAACUCUAGAGACCUUUAUACACAGCAUUAACAGGAUGCAAACCAUAACCAACAACACACAAACUCCAGAAGAUAAGCUAGAUAACUGGGAUCUUCUAAAAAUUAAACACUUAUGCUCAUCAAAAGACUUCACCAAAAGAGAAAAAAGAGAACCUACAGACUGGGAAAAAAAAAAUUUUUGGCUAUUACGAAUCCAACAGAGGUCUAAUCUCUAAAAUCUACAGGAAAAUCCAACACCUCUACAACAAAAAGACAAGUAAUCCAAUUAAAAAAUGGGCAAAGGAAAUGAACAGAUACUUCACCAAAGAAGACAUUCAGGCGGCUAACAGACAUGUGAGGAAAUGCUCAAGAUCACUAGCCAUUAGAAAAAUGCAAAUCAAAACUACAAUGAGAUUCCAUCUCACCCCAGCAUUACUGGCACGAAUCAAAAAAAAAACAAAAUAACAAAUGUUGGAGAGGCUGUAGGGAGAUUGGAACUCUAUGCACUGCUGGUGGGAAUGCAAAAUUGUACAACGACUUUGAAAAACGAUAUGGCACCUCCUCAAAAAGCUAGAAAUAGAAAUACCAUAUGAUCCAGCAAUGCCACUCCUAGGAAUAUAUCCUAGAGAAAUAUGAGCCGUCACAUGAAUAGACAUAUGCAUGCCCAUGUUCAUUGCAGCAUUGUUCACAAUAGCAAAAAGAUGGAAACAACCAAGAUGCCCAUCAACAGAUGAGUGGAUAAACAAACUAUGUUACGUACACGGCGGAGUACUAUGCAACAAUAAAGAACAAUCAUGAAUCUGCGAAGUAUCUAACAACAUGGAUGAAUCUGGAGGGCAUUAUGCUGAGAAAAAUAAGUCAAUCAUAAAAGGACAAAUAUUGUAUGAGACCACUAUUGUAAAAACUCAUGAAAAGGUUUACAUACAAAAAGAAACAAUCUUUUAUGGUUAUGAGGGAAGGAAGAAGUAGAGAUGAAAAAACACUAAAUAGACAAUAGAUUAAGUGGUAACUUUGGUGAAGGGUAAGAUAGUACACAUUACUGGGGAAGCCAGCACAACUUGUCCAAGGCAAGGUUAUGGAAGCUUCAUAGACAAAUCCAAAUUCCCUGAGGGAUCGAAUUGCUGGGCUGAGGGCUGUGGGGACCGUGGUCACAGGGAGCGUCUAGCUCGACUGGCAUAACAUAGUUUAUAAAGAAAAUGUUCUACAUUCUACUUUGGUGAGUAGCGUCUGGGGUCUUAAAAGCCUGUGAGCAGCCAUCUAAGAUACUCCACUGGCCUCACCCCUUCGGGAGCAAGGGAGAAUGAAGAAAACUAAAGAUACAAGGGAAAGAUUAGUCCAAAGGACUAAUAGACCAUGACUACCAUGGCCUCCACCAGACUGAGUCCAGUACAACUAGAUGGUGCCCGGCUACCACCACUAACCACUCUGACAGAGAUGACGAUAGAGGGUCUUGGACAGAGCUGGAGAAAAAUGUAGAACAAGAUUCUAACUCACAAAACAAGACCAGACUUACUGGCCUGACAGAGACUGGAGAAACCCCGAGAAUAUGGCCCCCGGACUCUUUUAGCUCAGUAAUGAAGUCACUCCCCAGGUUCACCCUUCAGCCAAAGAUUAGACAGGCCCAUAAGACAAAACAAGACUAAAGGGGCAGACUAGCCCAGGGGCAAGGACUAAAAGGUAGGAGGGGACAGGAGAGCUGGUAAUAGGGAACCCAAGGUCGAGAAGGGAGAGUGUUGACAUGUCAUUGGGUUGUUAACCAAUGUCAUGAAACAAUAUGUGUACUAACCGUUUAAUGAGAAGCUAGUUUGUUCUGUAAACUUUCAUCUAAAAUACAAGUAAAAAAAAAAAAGAAUAACCUCUUCAUUCCCCUCACCCACAAAUCUGAGCGAGUCUCCUGGUUUUAACGUGGAAGACAGUAACUGUAGAGCCUCUUGUUAUGACAGUCUCCAGGAAGUCCAGCACUAUCAACACGUGGGGACCCUUGUCUGUACCAAGUCAGCCCCUGAGGGUGCUUGUCUUAAUAACUUCAUCCCUCCUUGGCUUAGGUCUCAGAACUACAGGAAAGAUACUGCUUCAGUUUGGUGGGAAGUUUGGCACACAUCUGACCGGUGGCUCUAUCUUUGGGAAAUCCAAAGUUAGGUCACUUAAAAGGAAAUGGGCCAGAGUUAAAAGAGUCCUCCCCUUUUUCAUGCAAACACAGGUCCCUGACAAACUCAGAGUUUACCUCCCAUGCAGAGGCUGACCAUCUGUGUAGGCUCUCAACUGAAACUCAAAGACUCUGGGCGUGCAAUUGUUGGGCUCUAGCCGGCUACAGGAAGUGGGAAGGUGUGGCUUUGGGUCUCUAGAGUUUAAUCCAGGACAGAUCUGAAAGGGAAGUGGUUUAGAAAAGGGUCUUUAAUUCCCAAUGCUCAUUAAAAAAAAAAAUUAGAAGUAAAAUAACUCUCAGCACCCCAACCUUUAUGGAAAUUGCCUUUGUUUUCCACAGAAACGUGUAGGCUAGAAUGUAGUUUCCAACUUCUUUGCCUGAGCUUGUUGACGGAAAGAUCCCUGGGUCCUUUAAUCUGAGGAGUGGCAGUCUCCCCGAGAGAAGGACGGAUCACACAUCUGAGAAAGCCACAUCUGAGAAAGCCCUUCACUCCUGUAGAUGCCCUUCUGUGGGCCCAUAGGUUCCCUCUUCUUGCAUCUGUCUUGUUUGGAACAGAAUUUUAGCCCUCUAACUCUUUUUUAACUCAUGCCAUCAGCUCUCCCAGGCAGACUAGGUGUCAUGUAGAGGUUAAAAAUCCAGGGUUGGGAGACUUCCAGCCUGGAUUCUGAUCCUGAUUCUGCCAUGUGCUGAGACCUUGGGCAAGUUCCUUAACCUCUCUGAGCCUUAGUUUUCGCAUUUGUAAAAUGAGGACAGUGAUAGUAUUUCAAUAGUCAUUUUUUUUUAUUGUACAGUCAAUACACUAACAUUAUUUCAUUGGUGUAUUGUAAGUCUUACUUGAGGUAAUGCAUAUAGAGCUCUUAACAGUGUACGGUAUAUAGCCCUUAAUAAAUAUUAGCUGUAUUGCAGGAAGUUCAUUGAUUACACUCUCUGUAAACCACCUGGGUUCAGCCUAUCCCAAGCAGUGAGGUUCCCCAGUGCAAAGGAGUCAUGGCUGGGCGUUUGAUCUCUCACAUAGAAUCAAAGCCAAGUUACAGCUUGGGAUAGAGUUAUUUGCUUCCUUGGCUUAUGCCCCGAAGCUCCCCAAAGGCGCUGAAGUAUAUGUAGCAAGACCCUGCCUCUUCAGAAGCUCACUGUCUACUUUAUAACUCCUCUUCCAGUCCCCAAACAGGCCUGGCUGUGCAGUUGUCUCAGCAUCUCUGGCAGCUGCCCCCUGAACAGUGGUGACGCACAGUUAAUUCUUGCCCAGGCACUUUCAGGGAGGGGAGCAGCUGUGGCUCCCUGGGUUAUUAGAAGUCAUGGAGCCCCUGUCAUGGGAAGAAAUGCUCAUGUUAUCUUCAGGGAGUUUCAGGAGGUUUUUGGCUCAAGGCACCCAAAUGUCAGACACAAAGAAAGCAUUGUGUCUUUGCCCUGACUGUUCUCCUGUGCCCAGGUUAUUAACACAAAUUCCAUUAUUGUUAGGGCUUUCGCUAGAAUGGCAUGUUCUCUGCAGGAGCUGACCACUGGAACUGAAAUGUGAGGACAAAAGCUCCCCACCUCCCAAUUUUACCCUUCCACAUAGUCCCCCACUCCCCCAAGUCCCAUAAAGUAGCUGUAGCAUCUUGGUGCGGAGAAAAGAAGCUGAACUUCCUUCCAUAACCUGGGAGGAUGGAAGAGCCCUUUGUCCAAAGUUCUGCUGUCUCCCUCCAAAGCAAGGGUUGCACAAAGGAAAGCACCCACUUAGAUUCAGAGCUAGAUGGCGCUCUAUGAAGCUAAGGCAGAACAGAGUCUCACCACACUGAACCUCUCUCUCCUCUUGAGAGAGAUUUUCACGGGCAACGUGGAGGGACCCUUAGCUUCAUCCCUUAAUCCUGUUGUAAUAUAUGGAAGGGAAGGCUGCUUUCCACCCAGAGCAUCCCUGGAAGAGGGGCAUCUCAGAAUGAUGAGGGCUCCCUUUGCCUCAGCUCUGAUCUGACACAUCUUAGCUCUGGGAUCAGAACCCUGGGCCUGCCUGUCCUUUUUCACUUCACCAUGAGCAGAAGUUUGGGUGGAAACUCAGCCCAUUCGCUCAUUUAACAAAUAGGUCCUGCUGUGUGCCAGGUCCUGACCAAGGCACUGGUUAUGGAGCAGUGAAUGGCACAGUUCUCUCGUCCACCCUUAAGCCUUUGAGAAUGCAGGGAGUAGCCAAGGGUAGCCGUUUGGUGCUUGAUUCUCCCUGCGUUAACCUCGCCAGCCUGACCCAGCCCAUCCUGAUCCCCUAACAGACCGAGCACAUGUGUUUACACUUGCAUUGUUGACUGGUUUCCAAUUGCCUUUUUGGCAAAAGAAUCGAGCAUUCAGAGAUGUUCAGAUAUUUUCUAUUUGGCUCUUUCCCUCAGAAUGAACAUAUUGGAAUGAGACUGUAGUGUGCCCCUUUAUUCCCCUAGCCGUUAUCUGAGGAGCUAGGAUUCUGGCAUUGUCCCCCUUAGAUCUUUCCCACUGGAGGAGAGAGAUCUCAGGGCCAGUGAGCUAUAGAAGCAACCCAGCACCUGAAUGCUGGAGACAUUGGAAGUGAAAGGCUUAUGAACUUCUCUUAGGCUGACAGUUGGCCUUGGGUGGCGUAAAGUAGAAGGAUCAGGCUCCUAUCCCUGACACCCUGUCGGCUUCCGGUACGAGACCUUGAGCCUUUCAUCAGCCAGAAUGAUCCUACCUACUUGGAAAUCUGAAGUCGUCCUUCUCUGUGCAAGUCCAAGCAGUCCCCAGCCAGGGAGACCAGGUGUUCUCUGGCAUCCCACACACACAUCAGCACACUCGGAGAAUUGCAAAAGAGGAGUGGGAGCCAAAGGUCGUAGCUUUGGUGGCUCAGCAGGCGCUUCUGCCUCCCCUUCCAGAGAGUACCUACUCUGUGCUCUUGAUCUUGAGGAGAGCUUGAUUCUGCCCAAGAAAUCCUUCACUUUAAUUUCAUCUUUUUAGAAAUAAAUACUUUUAGUAUUUAAAGAUUUUGCUCAGCAUAUCCUGUUAAAUAAAGAAGGAGCUGUGACCACUGAAAGGAGGCACAGUCACAGUGUACCGACACAGGACAACUCCAAGUUUCCCAACCAACGGUGGAGAGGGACUUUGAAAGGGAGUAUGGAAAACUCCAACAGCUGGAAGACCAGACCAAGAGACUACAGAAGGACAUGAAGAAGAGCACGGAUGCUGAUGUGGCCAUGUCAAAAUCUGCCAUGAAGAUAUCCUUGGACUUACUCUCCAAUCCCCUCUGUGAGCAAGACCAGGAAUUCUUGAACAUGGUGACAGCCCUGGAUACAGCCAUGAAGCGGAUGGAUGCCUUCAACCAGGAGAAGGUAAACCAGAUCCAAAAGACCGUGAUUGAACCCUUAAAAAAGUUUGGAAGUGUCUUCCCGAGCCUCAACAUGGCGGUGAAACGGCGGGAACAGGCCUUGCAGGACUAUAGAAGAUUGCAGGCCAAGGUGGAGAAGUACGAGGAGAAGGAGAAGACAGGGCCAGUGUUGGCCAAACUCCACCAGGCCCGGGAAGAGCUUCGCCCUGUGCGGGACGACUUUGAAGCCAAAAACAAGCAGCUCCUGGAUGAGAUGCCACGGUUCUACAAUAGCCGACUCAACUACUUCCAGCCCAGUUUUGAGUCCUUGAUCCGAGCCGAAGUUGUGUACUACUCAGAAAUGCAUAAGAUCUUUGGAGACCUGACCCAACAGCUUGACCAGCCAGGCCACAGCGAUGAGCAGCGGGAGCGGGAGAAUGAAGCCAGACUGAGCGAGCUCAGAGCCCUCUCUAUAGUGGCUGAUGACUGAAUUCCUUUCACCCUCCAAAGACUGCUGGGACAUUAAGUCCCCCUUUUUAGCUUGGGCUGGUGUUCUUCCCACUUGUCAGCCUAGCAAAAGGCCCUCUUCCGGGCAACUAGCAGGUUGGGGACAGAGGUGGCUCCUGCACUACCUCACCAGCCCCUUGAAAUGGGUCUUCGUUCCCUUAAGCCCAUCACCAGCCCCAGGAGCCCCAAGCAGGCUUGUCUCGCCACUUAAUAGGAAGCAGCCGCGGACACAAGGUAAACAGUGUAGAAAAUCCAAGGGGCUUUUUUAUUUCCAAAAGAACCAUCCAAAGUACAGCACCCAGGCCUAGAGUCACAGCCAACUUCAGCCUUUUCGAAGGCAUGGGUUUCGUCAGCUCAGCUGAGGGUCUUAACCUUGUGUGUGUGGCUGAAAUCGUAUCUACCUCCAGAAGACCCAUCCUGGGGCGCCCACCAACCCCCUCUCUGCCUUUUCACUUCGAAGACUGUCUUUUACGGGAGAGGCCCAUGACAGUGUCCUGUGGAACAUGAGAACUAUGGUCCCCCAAGCCGUGGUGGAGGCCCCUCACUCAAGCUGCCAAGCAGGACAAAGGCUGAUUCCACCCAUUUCUAUCCCUUAGCUAAGUUGCAGGCAAGAGCCCCAAGUUGGUUAGGUUCCCUAGGUAACUGGGCCUCAACUUAUGUAACUGGUGUACCACACUAAAUGACACAGAUGAAAAUUCACAGGCCUCAAAGAAAGAACAGUGGGUUUGUGUCUCACCUGAAAUUUGGAGUUUUUAUUUUUUCAAGUAAAGUUUUCAAUAAAAUGUCCGUUUAUUAUUGUGUUAUAACUAAGGAGAGAAUGGGAAAGCCAUGGGAGAUUUUCCUCAGGACUUUGCUGCCCCCUGCUGAUCUGGCACAACAGCUGCAGCUCUCUCCUUGGCCCACAGCAGCUGAGAGCCCAGAACACAAAGGCUCUUACCUCUCUGUGCUCUGCCCCUCCUUCUGGAGAUACCUGCACCAUGGACUGGGAUAAGAGCUGAGAAUAAAGGGAGUGCAGGUGGAGUAGGGGAAGAGCUAUGGAGGACACCUGGUUUGUUUUUGACUUUGGUUUAUUUAAAAAACAAAAAGCCAAAAAAAAAAAAAAAAAACCCAA
Messenger RNA from Loxodonta africana (African savanna elephant), 7925 nucleotides. It is a transcript of the gene BIN3, whose product is annotated as bridging integrator 3. The transcript is spliced from 11 exons. The record is from RefSeq and is a predicted model, not a curated record. Bases 6168 to 6797 code for a protein of 209 amino acids. Gene Ontology annotation, molecular function: lipid binding; protein binding. Gene Ontology annotation, cellular component: actin cortical patch; cytoplasm. Gene Ontology annotation, biological process: endocytosis; actin cortical patch localization; plasma membrane tubulation. NCBI's taxonomy places the organism in Eukaryota, Metazoa, Chordata, Mammalia, Proboscidea, Elephantidae.